Dicentrarchus labrax (European seabass) is the source of this 2667-nucleotide messenger RNA. It is a transcript of the gene tarbp2, whose product is annotated as TAR (HIV) RNA binding protein 2. NCBI's taxonomy places the organism in Eukaryota, Metazoa, Chordata, Actinopteri, Moronidae. The record is from RefSeq and is a predicted model, not a curated record. The transcript is spliced from 7 exons. Gene Ontology annotation, cellular component: RISC-loading complex. Bases 115 to 1170 code for a protein of 351 amino acids. Gene Ontology annotation, molecular function: double-stranded RNA binding; siRNA binding; pre-miRNA binding. Gene Ontology annotation, biological process: regulation of miRNA processing; regulation of viral transcription; regulation of siRNA processing.
AUCUGUCUUUUUUUGGGGGCGGUGGGGGUUAAAUACCGUCAAAUGAAAGUGUCUGCUUUGGUGGGGGGGGUUAACCAUCCGGAACCGAUCGGCUCUGUCUGCGUGAAAUAGGGAAUGAACGACGAGACAGCACCGGACAGCUGGAAGAGAAACUCCGGGUGCUCCAGUAUUGAGCAAAUGCUGGCUGUGAAUCCCGGAAAGACGCCCAUCAGUCUGCUGCAGGAAUAUGGAACGCGGAUAGGCAAGACCCCAGUGUAUGACCUGCUGAAGGCCGAGGGACAGGCCCACCAGCCCAACUUCACGUUCCGCGUCUCCGUCGGAGAGAUCAGCUGCACCGGCCAAGGGCCCAGCAAGAAGGCAGCCAAGCACAAAGCAGCCGAGGCUGCUCUGAAGAUGCUCAAAGGAGGCCUUGGAGGUCCCGCCGGAGUUGGUGUUGGAGUAGACGGUUUUAUUGGGGUUGACGUGUCUACUGAUGGAGACGGCUCCCAGUCAGAGAUGAAGACCUCAGGCAGUUCUCAGCAGUCUGAAUGUAACCCUGUAGGAGCUCUGCAGGAAUUGGUGGUGCAGAAAGGAUGGCGUUUGCCAGAGUACACAGUCACCCAGGAGUCCGGUCCAGCACACCGCAAAGAAUUCACCAUGACAUGCAGAGUCGAGAGAUUUGUUGAAAUUGUCUCCUUCUCCGCUCUAGGAAGUGGAACCUCCAAAAAGCUAGCCAAGAGGAACGCUGCAGCUAAGAUGUUAUCGCGCAUACACGAUGUUCCAGUGGACCUGAGGACCAGCAAUGACGCUGACACAGAGGAUGACACAUUCAACAUGCACAUGGGGAGCAGAGCUGAGUCAGGCAAAAGUAAAGGCUUCAGCUGCACGUGGGACUCCUUGCGGAACUCUGCUGGAGAGAAGAUCCUCCAGCUCCGCAGCCACCCUCUGGGCAUGCCCUCCGACUCCAACUUCUGCUCUCUGCUGAGCGACCUGUCUGUGGAGCAGCGCUUUGACGUCAGUUACCUGGACCUAGAGGAGCGCAGUCUGAGCGGCCUUUGCCAGUGUCUAGUGGAGCUGUCCACGCAGCCAAUCACAGUGUGCCACGGCUUUGCUCCGAGCAUAGACGCUGCUCGAGCCAAUGCAGCCCACAAUGCACUGCAGUACCUCAAAAUCAUGGCUGGAGGGAAAUGAUCAAGUCAUCUGCCUCCUCACAGACUCAAACUCAUCACGCCAGGAUACAUUUCCACUUUGGAUGAAGGAGGCACUUUUGUGAUGAGUUCAAAUAACAUGAAUUACCUCAAAUUUGGAGAAGGAGACUUUUUCUGUCCCUAGAUGAACCCCUGGAGCCCUUUUUUUUUGUUGUUGUUGCGUCGAUUUCCUUUUUUUGCCAAAGAAGAUUUAGUUGCCCAAAACAUCUCAUACCCCUCUCCCAAGACAUUUUAUUUGAAAAUGCAUUUUCAAUAGUGUUUGUUUGCUCAGCAACCAUAUGCAGCACUGUAUGUUCCUCAAAUCUAAAGUUUAAGAAGUCUUUAUCUGAAAUUAUGAAUGGUGCUCUUGCUGUGAGUUCCCAAAUAACUGAAGACAAAUUUUGAUGCAACAAAAAGUGCAAAAGUUCAAAGGAGUUUGUAGAAAUUGGACUAUGGAAUCGCCAAUUAUUGGUGCUUUUGUUUAAUCCCCAUUCCCAUGGAUGAACGUAAGAAAAGAAUUUCCAGCCGUGUGCCGAAACGUGGAGAGAAAUGGACUCUGCUGAAUAAGAUAUAAGAGGAAAACAAUUUUAAAGACUGCCCUGUUUUCAGAUGAGCCUGAUGAAAUUGUAUUGAAAAUGUGGCUUUUGUUGUAUGUUCAUCUGAACCCUAAAAUCUCAAACUGUUAGUAUCUGUGAUGUAUUUAAUGUUCGGCCUUAAAGAUUUAAAUAUUUGAGAUUUUUCUUGUUUUAAAACUCAGUUUAAGAUUACAGUCAGUUGAAACUCACCCUGUUAUCUUUGUUUAACAUUAUGAACUUAAAUAAAGUUUAAAAGUAAUUGUGAAACUCUUAAGCGUAGUAGAAAUCCAGAGAAGAAUCAGUAGACUCAGAUGGCUGAAAUCAAUAUGAAUUGUCCUUAAUGUGUUUAAUUUUGCCCCUUUAGAGACUUCGUUGCUAGAGUUGGGCUUCUGUUGAUGCAACACGAUUAUGAGAACACUAAGAGAGUAUGAAAACACAGUGUGAGUCAUUUCUGUCUAUUUAAUUGUGAUGAUUAAAGAAAGAAAUUACAAAAAAACAUUACAAUUACAUUUAAAAUUGACUUACUGGUCCCAUUUACUCCUGAAUUUUAAAACAUUGUCAAGUGUAAUAAUCACAGCUUGAAAAUUAUAAUUUUUUUCUAUUGCUCUUCUUUUAGCACUCAGAAGCUCUAGGAAUGCAUUUCAGAGUAAAACAGACACAAAGUUUGUGAUUAGCGGGAAAAGUACUGUGAGUCUUCUGAUAAAGCAUUGUUCUCCUUAUAAUAACAUAUUAACAAUAAUGUUAAAACCCACCUUUGACUUUUUAAUAUCAUAGACCAGACAAGCAAAGCUGCCACAUAUUUUAUGUGGCGUUUCAAUGUUAUCAAUAUUCCCAAUAUUGUUUUGUUUAUAAUGUUGUUUAUAUUUUUUGUCUAUGAUUCCUGUAAUUGAUGACGUUGAUUCUCCAGAUUAUAUCCUCCAACUAUC